Anopheles darlingi is the source of this 4318-nucleotide messenger RNA. RefSeq names its product protein Star (gene S). The transcript has 5 exons. Bases 886 to 2763 code for a protein of 625 amino acids. The record is from RefSeq and is a predicted model, not a curated record. Lineage: Eukaryota; Metazoa; Arthropoda; Insecta; Diptera; Culicidae.
GUCGUGCGUUGUCGAGGUGCGGGAUCUUGUGAACGAUCAGAGGCGGGAACCGCUUGUUACAUCAGCGCGAUCGAUCCGCGAUCGCAGUAGUGCAUAGUGGAUAGUCAUAGCAGAGUCACCAUUGUUCGUAUACGGUCUAAACGGGUUGUCAACUGGUUCCAGCGCGAACGCUAGCGCACGACGUCACUCGUGGACCGUGCUGAGGUUGUCCUCGAUCGCUCUAGGAGACGAUUUAAUCGAUUUGUAGUGGCGUACCGAUUAACUGCUGGUUCUGCUGCUGCCGUUGCAACGCUCGUUUACUCGCUACGGCCACGGUAACGGCAACGGCGAGGUGCAUUCGUCUGGUUUUCCCACGCAAACGCGGUCUCCGUUUUAUUUGGGAUGCGUAAAGUGCGGUUUCGUGCGACUUUGACGACGAACGUUUCGCUUGCUGGGAAAAGUGCAUCAUAAAAUCCGCCAUCGACGGCAGAAAGGCAUCGACGGUGGAAACUCUGGCCCCACGCAAUACUAUCCAAAACGGAUUGAGAGUCGCCCAUCGGCCGGUUUAGUGAGAUUCCAUCCAAUAUCCAUCUUAUUGUGUGUGUCGUUAGGGGCCGGUGCUGGCGACCGGACGUUGAUCUGCAAAAGUGAAAAACCAACUCAUUGGUCUCUACCAGGCACGCUGGUGGUUCGUAUUGCCAUCCGCGAGUGUACGCGCUGAGUGGGAGUGAACCGUAGAACUGUCGUUGCCGUUGCACCAGCAGACACCAGGCACAGCAUCUGUAGGGGACUGACGGAAGUAAACGUUUUACUUCGCUUUGCACUAAAACGAUCACUCUUUCGUGAGUGAGUACAUUUCGAGGUACCGCUUGUGACUAAGCACUUAGUCAUCGGGAAGGCUCCAGGAUGACAAUCUUCAGCUCAUAUGGAAUGAGGACGAAAGUCCAGGAGAAGAAGGAAAAAAUGUCAACCGAUGAGCAGCAGCAGCAGCAACAAUCGCCACAUCAACAGCAGCAGCAGCAGCAGCAGCAACAGCAACAGAACCAAAUUCCGAACAUUGCCGGUACGAUCCUGAUCGGUGGACUCGGUGGCCCGAUCGACUUCGAUGUUGAGCAGCAGAAACAAUCGCUAGCGCAGCAACAAAACGCUCAUCACCAUCAUCACCAGUACUAUCUACCUCAUCUACAUCAAUUUUGCACCAUGACCGGAUCAUCCAAUCCAUCGAGCCUAACCCAUGGAGGUAGUGGCGCGAAUGGUGGUCAUAAGGGGGCCAACUCAUCUAAAAGCUCCCUUCUGGGUCCGUCACCCUUCUGGCAACUGCUGCCGGUAAUGCUGUGUGUCAUAUCGUUCGCAACCGUGCUCAGCGUGCUGGUCAUCUACAUGGACACUAAUGAAAUCCGUCACCAACAGUUUCGGCUAAACAUGUCGCGCGACUAUGACUUAAUGGGGGUACCGCAGGACAAUCCGGCUUUGAUCAAGUACGUACGCGACAUUCAUAUGAAGAAGUACCCGAUGACGUUCAUGCGCAACAGUGCGGCACCGACCGAGGAGCUCAACUUUAACAACCGUCACGAGUUGACACCCGAGAUGGCGCACCUGAUUUCUGAUCUGCUCGGACGAAAGCGGUUUGGAACGUUCUUUCAAUCGCUCGCUGGUAACAGUGAUUCGAUGAUGACUGCCCCAUGGCUGGCGGAGACGAUGAACUGGGGCGGCACGCUUGUAGAGCCCGAUCCACGCAAAUAUUUCUCACUUCGUAAGCAGAACGCCUUUAGGCCAAACAUUCAAGUGGUUCACGCGUGCCUUUCACCUAAUACGUACCCUAAAGAGGUAACGUUACAUCACGAUGAUGACAGCGAGGUGCAGAUCAACAGUGUGCUGGAUGAAGAGACGGAAUGGUUCCAUCCGCGCGUAAAGUGCUUCCCGGUAUAUACACUGAUGCUUGCCGUUAACCGUACAUCGAUCGAUCUCCUCAGUCUCGGCUGCCAUGGACAGGAGCUACAGAUUCUUCAAACAAUACCAUUCGAUCGGGUUCACAUCAAAAUCAUCACGAUCCAUCUUGUACACUUCUACGAGGAAGACGAAAUGUUGAUCGACAUUGUUGAUUAUGUGCAGAGCAUUAAUCGGUUUCUGAUGAGCAAAUCAUAUAAAUUGGUGCGCAGCUUUGAGCGCAACUUUAUCUAUCAACACAGUUCUGUUGCUUCAGCGGCCAAACGUCGUCUGCAGCUGCAGCAGCAACAGCAGCAGCAGCAAGUAUCUGGUGGCUCAUCAGCUAGUGGCAGUGUUUCUAUACUACCCCGUCAGCAGUCUUCGCAGCAGCAACAACAGCAACAGUCGGUGCUUGUACACACGAAUGCAAUUAAUUCCGGGGAGAAGCUCGACGUAUCCAUGGCCAUCCAUAAGGGACAGGAAGCUUCUAGCAACAGUAAUGCGGGAACAGUAAAGCCUCCGAUGGCGAUCGCAGCAGCACAAACAACAUCACUACCAGUUGCACCGGUAACGAUCUCUACUGAUUAUAAGAACCCACCAGCAGCCGAAAAUAGCUCGAACGUGAACGAUAAGCUCGUGCUGCUGCGGGGCUCUGAGACAGACGAACCACUCGAUGCCGAAACUCUAGAUGGGGACUUUGUAUCCCAUGAGGAUGAGCAGGUGCUGCGGAAGAAGGCGGUGGCGCGAAUAUGGACUGAGCAGUUACCAAGCCGUGCUAGCCGUCAGGAUGGAACAAAGAAGAUUGAUUCCGGUACUCAUCCGGUUGCGUCGCAGCCACCAACGGUUACGACACUAUAACGUUCAGGUGGCAAAGCAAGACAUUACCCAUGCAUGACGCAUGACAAGCGACACUACUAGCGCCAGGCAUCCAAUUGAAAUGGGUACCUUGGGAUGAUUUAUUUUCUACUUUUUCAACUAUCAACUGAAAGCUACCAGUCCAUCAUUCCACUUAAUUUUUUUAUUACUUACAUUAUAGUUGUGCGCUUAAUCUAUGGAUUACCGUGCGGAAAGUAUUAGCCUUUAACAUUUUAUGUACUCCGGCUCGUAUGCCACCUUAUUCACAAGAAGUUGAAUUCAAUAUCGCGAUAUUCUUUUUUUACAAUUUCAUGAUUCCGCUGGUUUAAUUCAGAAAAAAAAUAUUUUCUAGAUAGAAAAAUUAAGAACAUUGAGGAGAAUAUGAUGGAUGCCCCAUGCUACUGGAUACGGAAUAAUUUCGUCAUCCAGCUGCAUCUUAUAGAAUCAAAGUUGAAACGCAUAGCAAUCAAACGUGCAUUUACGUACAUGUAUUCGGAAACCAGAAGGGCAAGAAACCUCCAGUAUUCCAAUACUCUACCCACAUUGUGGGUCAUUGUUUUGGGAGAUUGUGUAUCUGAGCAGGGCCCUAGGAUAAAUCCGCUAGAGUCGUUUGCAUUGAACCCGUUUGUUUAUCAAUCAGCAAUCAGAACAAAUCAAAUUUCACCAGUAAGCAUGUUUGGUCACCAGUAAGCAUGUUAAAAGAAUACAAAUCCAUAACUCUCUAGGAUGGUUAACUGUUUUCGAGUGGACGAAAAUUCGAAACUCAUUAAUUACAGUCUGCACUAGUUUUGAGCCCAUUUUCUGGUUAGAGUUAUUAUUAUAUAUCUGCGAGUAGUUUGCCGGACGAGCAUCUUUUCAAUCGAUUGUGAAGACAAAAUCGAACCUCCUAAGACCACAAACCUCGUACACUCGUGGUCGGUCCACAGCUAUACAUAUACAUAUAUAUACAUAUAUAUUUAUAAAAAAUCUCGUUAAUUGCUCUCUGAUCGUUUAUCGUUGUCGCGCUGUUAAGAAAAUGGUUUAAAGCACAUUUCCUAAAAUCAAGUUUUCGAUACAUUCAAUCGAAUGGAAAUGUGAAAGCUCAACUAUUUUGAAACGAGGUGAUAAGGCAUAUCAAAACUGCGUUCCGAAUCCUAUUUUUGGCACAACUCUGAGGGUUAGCAGAUUUGAUUGAAAAGCUAAAUCGAAUGCAAAUAUUAGUUGACAACGAUGGCUACUGCUGUAUGUCAUUGAAUCAUGCGUUUGAAUGAUUUACUGAUAGAUAGCGAGACUACGCUGGGCCAGCAAAGAAAAUUAUUAUCCUACGUGCGCGCGAAGAUGUAGUUUUAUACAUUCACAUCACGGUUUAGAUCGUCCAAUCGAAAAAAGAAAAAUACACCAGCGCAACCAGAACCCGCUAAGAGAUCAAGUAAUGUUAAGUGAAAACAGGUAGCACAUAAGCGAAUCCCCUCCCCUAUCAGUAAUCUAUCACCUCACCAGUUAAAGGAGAUGUGAAUGGAAUCUGAAUCAACUCGAAAAGUACACUGGUAAGCUGUAAUAAAGACGAGAAUGCAUUAUG